This is a messenger RNA of Hepatospora eriocheir, 231 nucleotides long. The record is from the annotation of a GenBank genome assembly. NCBI's taxonomy places the organism in Eukaryota, Fungi, Microsporidia, Hepatosporidae.
AUGGGAGUGAUAGGUGAUUUUUUUAAUUCUAUAAAAGAAGCAUUUAAUACAGUGGUGUUUCUAAUUUUUAUAAUAAUACUGUUAUCCAUUCUACUUAUUUUUAUGGUUAGUACUAAACAAAGUACUGUUAUAAUAGACCAUAAUGAAUUUUCAGCUGAAGAUCUUCAAAUGUUAAAACAAAUUAAAGAAGAGAGGUUGAAAAAGGAAAUAGAAGCACAAAAUAAUAAAUAA